This is a messenger RNA of Sceloporus undulatus (fence lizard), 1488 nucleotides long. RefSeq names its product epidermal growth factor receptor substrate 15-like 1. The transcript is spliced from 11 exons. Lineage: Eukaryota; Metazoa; Chordata; Lepidosauria; Squamata; Phrynosomatidae. The annotation marks the transcript as partial. Gene Ontology annotation, cellular component: plasma membrane; clathrin coat of coated pit; cytoplasm. Gene Ontology annotation, molecular function: cadherin binding. Gene Ontology annotation, biological process: endosomal transport; endocytosis. The record is from RefSeq and is a predicted model, not a curated record.
AAUGAGGGCUGGAGGGGGUUGCUGCUUGGCACUGCCCAGGUGCUUCAGCUGCCCUUCCUGGCUCCUUCACAGGACAGCUCAAGUUCUGUUGGAUCAGGGGAAUUCACAGGCGUGAAGGAACUAGACGACAUCAGCCAGGAGAUCGUCCAGCUGCAGAGAGAGAAGUAUUCUUUAGAGCAAGAAAUCCGAGAGAGGGAAGGGGCAAUCCGCCAGAAAACCAGCGAAGUCCAGGAACUGCAGAAUGACUUGGACCGGGAGACCAGCAGCCUGCAGGAGUUGGAAGCCCAGAAGCAGGAGGCUCAGGGCCGUCUCGAUGAAAUGGACCAGCAGAAGGCCAAGCUACGGGACAUGCUGAGUGAUGUCCGACAGAAGUGCCAGGAGGAAACCCAGGUGAUUUCAUCACUGAAAAUGCAGAUCCAGUCCCAAGAGUCGGAUCUGAAGUCCCAGGAGGAUGACAUCAGUCGGGCCAAAGCAGAACUGAACCGUUUGCAGCAGGAGGAGACUCAGUUGGGGCAGAGCGUCCAGGCUGGGAAGGUCCAGCUAGAGACCAUCAUCAAGUCGCUGAAAUCCACUCAGGAGGAAAUCAACCAGGCCAGGAGCAGACUCUCCUGGCUUCAGGAGAGCCACCUGGAAGCCAGCCGGUGUGUUGACCAGUACAACGAGGUACCCAAUGGAGUUCACCAGGGUGGCAGCAUGACGAAUCUGGCUGAUGUCAGUGAAGGGAACCUCCAAAAAGACCAAGGUGGCUUCGGAGUUUUGGAUGACCCGUUCAAGAACAAGGCCCUCUUGUUCAGCAGCCCAAGUACUCAGGAGCUUCCUCCAGACCCUUUCCAUGCUGAAGACCCUUUCAAAGGCAGUGACCCGUUCCAGAAUGACCCUUUCGCAGAACAUCCCCCAGCAGCAUCAGAUCCAUUUGGGGGAGAUCCCUUUGAAGAAAGUGACCCAUUCCGGGCUACUGCGACUGAAGAUUUCUUUAAGAAGGUCGAGAAGACUGAUCCGUUUACUUCAGAUCCGUUCUUGCAAAACCCCACACUGCCUUCCAAACCAAACUUCUUUGAGAAUGACGAUCCUUUCUCAUCCUUAAGCGCCUCCUCGUCCAAAGUGCCAGAUCUUUUUGGUACCCUGGACGCCUUUGGCAGCAGCACCUUCAGCGGCGGAGGGGGCAGUGGUGGCAGCGAAGGCUUUGCGGAUUUCAGUCGCAUGUCCAAGCCUCCAGUCUCUGAUCCAUUCUCAUCCUCCUCUUUUGGGGGAACUGGGUUCCCAGAUGACCCUUUCAAGAGUCAAACAGACACUCCUGCCCUCCCACCAAAGAAGAACAUGCCCCCAAGGCCCAAGCCGACCAGUGGUGAGUCAUCCUCUCUUGGGGAGACCCUUGGCUAUGCCAGUCUCCCUCCUCCCUCCCCACUCUUUUGUGCUUUACACUGGCAGGGCAGCCAUGCUUAGAGGAACUGUGGGGAAUAAUGUGAGGUGGUGUGGAAAUCUGUGAAG